This is a messenger RNA of Dovyalis caffra, 888 nucleotides long. The record is from the annotation of a GenBank genome assembly. Lineage: Eukaryota; Viridiplantae; Streptophyta; Magnoliopsida; Malpighiales; Salicaceae.
AUGGGUGGACAAAGCAGACUGUCGACGGCUCAGUUAUGGAGAAACCAUGAGGAACAGCAGGGGUGGGUGGGGUGCUUCAUGUCCAAGAGAGUCAGUUCCAAUGUGUGUUCACCUAUAUCGUAUACUCUAGGUGCUGUGGUCUCAUACGUGGAAGUGGUACUGACCACUUGUAGGGCAGUAGAGAUUUUUGUCAGCAAGCAGGCGAGUCUGAUAGUUGUAGCAAAAUCGGCUGCAAGCAAUGCUAUUGUAUGGGCUACUGGAAGGGGAGAGGUGGCAUGGAAGGUGAAAAGGUCUGGCUAUAUUAGAGAAUAUAAUGAAGAGGAUAUUACAGAGUUAUUAUGUCAGUCCUUUCCCAAGGAAAACAUAGAAAUUAUCGAAUCCAUCCCUCCGUCAUCAAUCGUCCUCACCAUCCCACCUAACAAACACACCGCCGAAGUUACAUUAAAUCGUUAUACGAUAGAGGCCAAGAAUGAGCAUUACAAGUUCAACAAGUUGAAGGAGUAUAUGGUUUUGCCCAAUAUGGCUUCAGUUCCAAAUAUUAAAGCAAUCUCCUAUGAUGUCUGCGGUGUAGUUAGCAUGGUUGGUUUUGGAUACAAGGAAAAGGUAGCUUUGACCCAUGGACUUGAGAAUGUCAAACCUCAAGUCAGACAGACAGAUGGAAAUGGCAAUUUCUGCUUUGAGUUAGUGCAAGGAAAGUACUAUGUUUUAAAUGCUUUAAAGAAGUUGGUGUUAACGCAUAGUAAUUUGGUGACAGAGGAGCUUUCAUGCCAAAACCAAGAUCAUCCACUGGAGGACCUUAGGGAAAUCAAGCAUGAACUUCAAGAUGAGAAAAACAGUGAAAGCUCAGAUGUGAAGUGGAUCAUUGCUAUCCAAAAUUUGAAGGCUUAA